CUAAAACCUCCAGAUCACUUCUUCUGAGUCCAGUCAGAGAGAAGCAGCUGGUUCUUACCCAGAUCCUCCAGAGAGACCAGGAGGAGAAGCAGGACGCUGACUGGACGAUGGAGGGAAGACGUGUUGUGCAGCUGCUCUGUCUGACCUUCACUCUCAUCUCCACCACUCUGCCAUCUCUUCAAGGACUGACUGUGAGUCCCAGCAGGUCUCAGUUCCUUAAGAGAGAAUCAGUGUCUCUGAGCUGUGAGGAGGACGGAUGGACAGUUUGGAGGAAGAAUAGCAGUGGACAGAGGAGUUCAUGUGGAGACGGGUGGGGAAAACCUGCUGGUUCCUCCUGUAACAUCACAGGAAUUUACCCCAGAGGCAGUGGAGUUUACUGGUGUGAGUCCAGAGAGGGAGCAGCUGGAAGCAGCAUCAACAUCACUGUAGCUGAUACAGUGGUCCUCCAGAGUCCAGUCCUCCCUGUGAUGGAGGGACAGGACGUCACUCUGGGUUGUAGAACCAGCGCUCCCUCCACCCUCUCAGCUGAGUUCUUUAAAGACGGCGUCUUCAUCGGGACCGAGUCCACAGGUCACAUGACCCUCCGCCAUGUUUCCCGCUCUGCUGAAGGCCUCUACAGGUGCAGCUUCAGAGGUGUUGGAGAGUCUCCACCCAGCUGGAUCUCUGUCUCAGCUCCGCCCACUGAGGAAGCUCCACCCACUGAGGGACCUCUGCCUACAAGUGGAUCAUCACCCACUCGCACCACCUCCCUCCAGCUUGUGCUCAGCGUUUUCCGCCACCUGGUGGUUUUCUGUCCGUACUUCAUCUCCACUCUGCUCAUGGUGUCGAUAUAUCGAGGCAGAGCCAAAGGAGACAGUGUGCCCGUCUCCUUGGCAACCACAAGUGAGGCUCAGGCCUCUCAGCGAUUGGACGAAGACUACGAUGACGUCAUGGCGGCGGUCAGCACGGAGCAUCACUUCUGAAGUCAACAAAACUCCUUUAAACU
Messenger RNA from Salarias fasciatus (jewelled blenny), 985 nucleotides. RefSeq lists its product as uncharacterized. Gene Ontology annotation, biological process: cell surface receptor signaling pathway; immune response. Gene Ontology annotation, molecular function: transmembrane signaling receptor activity. Gene Ontology annotation, cellular component: external side of plasma membrane. The transcript has 6 exons. The record is from RefSeq and is a predicted model, not a curated record. Lineage: Eukaryota; Metazoa; Chordata; Actinopteri; Blenniiformes; Blenniidae. Bases 108 to 962 code for a protein of 284 amino acids.